Microplitis mediator is the source of this 1179-nucleotide messenger RNA. Its product is annotated as cyclin-T-like. The record is from RefSeq and is a predicted model, not a curated record. Gene Ontology annotation, cellular component: nucleus; cyclin/CDK positive transcription elongation factor complex. Gene Ontology annotation, biological process: regulation of transcription by RNA polymerase II; positive regulation of DNA-templated transcription, elongation. NCBI's taxonomy places the organism in Eukaryota, Metazoa, Arthropoda, Insecta, Hymenoptera, Braconidae. Gene Ontology annotation, molecular function: cyclin-dependent protein serine/threonine kinase activator activity. The transcript has a single exon. The coding region runs from base 1 to 1179 and encodes 392 amino acids.
AUGGCUCGCAGCAAUUGGUAUUUCAACAACGAAGAAUUGAUGAACUCUCCAAGUUUUAGAGACGGUAUCAACGCAGACAAAGAAUUAGAUCAUAAGCAACAGGCCGCUUACUUAAUCAACGAUUUGGGUACGCGGCUCAAAUUAUCUCAAGACUGUAUAAAUACUGCAACGGUAUUUAUGCACAGAUUCUAUACCCAGAAGUCAUUGUCUCAGUUUCAUAGAUAUGAGGUAGCAACGACGGUUAUUUUUUUGGCAGCAAAAGUCAAGAAAGUGCCACAAAAAAUCGAAGAUGUGAUUCGAGCUUUACAUACUUGCCUGAACAAAGACAAAAAUCACACGCUAGACAUCACCACUGCUGAGUACCAGGAAGAGGUUAACACCAUAAUUUGUAAUGAGUGCUUCUUUCUGCUUAUAUUGGGAUUUAAUAUAGAAAUAAAUCAUCCACAUGAUUAUAUAUUGAAGUUCUGCAGAACAACCGAUGCAAGUAGAGAACUUCGUAAAGUUUUUCUACACAUGGCGACCUACUCUCUACAGCUGACGCCGAUGUGCUUAAAGUACAAACCGGCAGUUGUCGCAUGCUUCUGCAUCUAUUUCACUGCACAAUCGUCUCAGUGGAAAAUUAUAGGAGUCAGUCAAGAGAAACCUUGGUUUUGGUUUUUUGGUCCCGAAAUUACGUGUGAUUUAUUAAUCAGAAUGGAAAAAGAAUUCAGGGAAAUUUUAGGUAAAGUUUCAUCUCAAAUUCGGAACAGAGUGAUGAAUUUGUUUAAAGUUUGUCCUAGUGGCCAAGUGACUCUGGCAAGUUAUCCAGAUAACAGCAGCGAGCCUUUAAAAUGUACAAGGUCGGUUAAUGAAGUCACACCACCACGGGCAGCUAGACAACAAAUAUCGAGAACUCGGCGGACGAUUAGCUAUCAAGAGUAUUUAGAUCGAAAGAAACUAGAAAAGUUAGCUAAAUCGGAUGAUGAAUCGUCGACAUCCUCAUCUAACGCCACUGAAGAUCUGCAAGAUAAUUCCGUUGGAAGUAAAAGUAUUGAAAUAACACCGACAACCAUAAAUGGUAUAUCAGCAGAUCCUAAAAUCAGCAUCAGUGAAAUUGCUGAUAGUAAUGACCGUAAACGGAAACAUGAUACUAAUGUUGCAAGUAUUUUUUCUCCUGCUAAGCAAUGUAAAUACGUAUAA